This is a messenger RNA of Sphaeroforma arctica JP610, 1044 nucleotides long. RefSeq lists its product as hypothetical. Gene Ontology annotation, cellular component: GATOR1 complex. NCBI's taxonomy places the organism in Eukaryota, Ichthyosporea, Ichthyophonida. The record is from RefSeq and is a predicted model, not a curated record. The transcript has 9 exons. Gene Ontology annotation, molecular function: GTPase activator activity. The annotation marks the transcript as partial. Gene Ontology annotation, biological process: positive regulation of autophagy; negative regulation of TORC1 signaling; intracellular signal transduction.
AUGUCGUCCCAAUUGUCUAUCCAGUUCCGGGUCAAGCCCUAUGUCGUGACUGUGAAUGACGAUGAUGACGAGAGUGGGGGCAGUGACAUAGGAACCAACAGCCGAAAAGUUCUCAGAGAAUUGGUGUCGCAGAGACUGGCCCAGGGAUUCCAAAUAGUGCAAAAGCCCAAAUCAAAGCCCACAGGCACCGUGGCCGGGGGUGGAUCGCUAAACAGCAAGCAAAAUGAGCGGGUCGAAGAGUACAUGCUCAGUUGGGGACACCGCUACCAUGUGCUGUCAUACGAUCCCCUAGAUAACAAUAUAGAAAUCAAAUGUUACACCAAGAUUCGCGAGCGCAGUCCGGAGGGGUUUACCUACCACUACCGUCUGUGGCCAAGAGCACACCAGUGUUUCCAGGACGUAGAGAUACCGUUCACAGUUGAUGCACAGAACACAGGCGAGUCCAAUUGGAACAUCAUGGAUCAUAUGAUCUUGGGGUAUGUAGAGAAGGAUCACAUGAGUACCAUGCGGCACAUCAACUUCUGGCGCACACGCUUCUGCCUGCUGCCCGUAGACCGCGGCCGCGAUCUCAAUAGUGAGGCAGAAGCCUUGUCGAAAGAGGCGUUGCGAGUGAGCAAUUUCCAGCGCUUUAAUAAACUGGUGUCGUCAAUGGGAGAUGUUGAUAUGCCUGACAUCCGCAUUGUUCCCUUCAAGACUACUGCCUCCAACAUCGUGGAAGCGUCUGGCAGACACAAAUUAGCCAUUGCCACGGACAUGACUGAUAUUUGCACCGCCGCGCAGACUCCCGACUCCGGACUACCCAUAGGCACCCGCAGGAUUCAUCUUCGUGUUCAUCGCCGCUGUUUCGUCGGCAACGUGUUUGUGGACUGGUUGAUGAAGCAGGUCGCAUCCGUGCUCACUCGCGAGGAUGCGGUGAAGCUGGCCCAAGCGCUGAUGGAUGCGAAGUUGGUGAGCUCAACCACUUCAGGACAGACGGAGUUCAGAAACGACUACAGUUUUUACCGCUUCAAAGACAGCAGCCCCAAGGACAAUGUUAAAGUAAGU